AUGGCGGAGGUGGAAAAUCCACGGACAAACUGCAGUGUUCAAAAUGACGAGCUGUACUGCGAACCUACAAUUCUGAGCGACCGCUCAAACUUUUCUAACCUUAAAAAAGUUCACUGGGCGCUUAACCUGGAGGAAAUUUCUUACUUCAGUCCAGAUGAAUGCAAGACGAGUGAUUCUAUCUUAAAGAAGUUAAAGAUUAAGGCUCGCUCUCUGAAAAACUUAGAUAUUUGCGACGACUUAUUGCAAAAGAUGCAAGAAGUUAUUGAGAGAAUGAUGGACAAAAUAUUUAGACAUUCUGGCGAGUUCCGGAUCCAGGAUUUCAAUGACUUAAAGAAUGACUGGGAUAAAUUGUUUGAACUCUACGGGGAAUGA
Molecule: messenger RNA, 372 nt
Organism: Pocillopora meandrina
Lineage: Eukaryota; Metazoa; Cnidaria; Anthozoa; Scleractinia; Pocilloporidae
Source: the annotation of a GenBank genome assembly